Molecule: messenger RNA, 2061 nt
Organism: Symbiodinium necroappetens
Lineage: Eukaryota; Dinophyceae; Suessiales; Symbiodiniaceae
Source: the annotation of a GenBank genome assembly
AUGGCUAGGCGCGAUUCCUCUCGGUCUCGAUCUCCAGUGGCACGUCGUCGCGCACGGUGUGUGGAGUUUGAAAGUCCGCACGGUCAUGGGCGCAAAGAGCACAAGUUGGACCUUCCCACCUCGUUCCAGUCCGACCGGAAGUACAUCGACAAAAACUCGUGUUUUGGUCGCCAAUUCUACCGGAACGUUUGCUCAACACCGUGGUCUCAACAAGUUGGUCUUGCCAAUCGUCCUGUGGACAGUGUCAAAGUUCAUGAGCUGUGUUAUUUGGGCUGGGAAAACCACAACUUGAGAGCUUUGUCAGCGGGGGCUUUCGUGAGUGUAGUCUUCGCUCGUUCAGUUCGUGAAGCUCAGCUGGCAGACAGUUUGUUGCGGUUGUGUCGCACCGAACACUUGGACAUCGAGAGUGCCGCGUUCAACCGGUGGUUCCAAAAGUACGGAGACAAUCCAACCGACAAGGACAGCAAGAACAAAGCAGUUCAGGAGUUGGCUACGGAAGCGUUGAGUGCUUUACGAAAGUUUCAUACCUCGCCGUCUUCAUCGUCUGAUGCUCAUGAAGUUGCAGAGCUCCGAAAACGGGUGAAAAAACUUGAAGCAGAAAAGGAUGCUUCUCGAAAGUCAUCUCCCUCGCGCUCGCCAGCCCCGCCUACCAGUAAGCGUCAUCGCCGAGGUGGUAACAACUUGCCUGUUGAGCACGUGACUACGUCCCCCCUUUUGAAGAACGACUCGGGAAUCAAGCCUUUGAGAGAAAACUACCCCGCCACCGUCACCGCCCAGGGCGUCAAUGCUUGGAUCCGGAAGUUGCCGAAGAAGAAAGAAGCUUCUAUCAAAACGGCCAUCAAAGAUGCGGAGCAGGUUUUCAAACAGUUGUCAGAAGCACAGGUGGCAAGCCUCCCGGACGUUGCUGCUGAGUGGGGUUUGAGUGUAAAGCAAGCUUCUUCGUCAAAGGACAAGGAGUUGAUUCGCAUCAUUGCGGCCAUCAAGCGGGCUGCCUUGUACGUAGCCGGCUUCGUGUACAGAGACAUCUCUGUGCAAGAGGUUGGCAAGUGGGCUGAGCACCACCGUUUGCCAGUUAACGAGGUCGCACAGCAGUGGUUGCAAUUUCUGAGCGUUGAGUUUCCUGCACAUGUCAAAGCUGUGUCUGGACGAUUCUCCGUUUCUGACGUUCUCAGAGCGGCGUGCGAGAUGGAGGACGUGGUUGUUCACUCUCGGGACCACGCCUACAACCAAAUCAUGAUCUUUUGUCCGCGGUUGUACCGGUCUGCAGUUUUGAGCACCUUUGAGGACAAGGACGUUUACUAUGAGCUUGCAGGUCAUCCUUAUUCCAUUGCGAAGUCUUCUUUUGAUGCCAUACCUUGUCAGUUGAAAUCUCGCUACUCAUGGGGUAUCAAAGAGACGUACUUGCUGCCCAAGGCCUAUGUGUUUCUGAAAAAGAAAAAGGAUUUCAAGCAGGCUCGUUCAAUCAUCAACUUUCGCGGGUCGUGUUUGAGUCGGUUGUGCAAGAUUGUGGCAUGUGUGUUGAAUGAAGUCUGUCAUGUUGCUUUCCCUGCGAACUUUGGCAAACUGAAGUUGCACGAGUUGUGGUCUUCGCUUCAUGGCUUCCUCGACCGCUUGUCCCAUGCUACAGCUCAAGAGUAUGUGACGGUGAAUGACGACCUCGCUGGAUUUUUUACUUCUAUCCCAGUUUCACGCUUAAAGCGUGCUUGCGAGCUCGCGUUGGACAGGUUCUUCGACAAUAAGCAGUCAGGCGGAAAAAACCGAGGAGAGUUUUGGUUCACAGUCGAUGAAAAGUCAGCCUCUUCACAUGGACGUGUCUUGCGUGGAAAGCCUAUGAAAAACAGAGCAUCGGCUUGUCGGAAAGUUUUCGCGGGUGACCUGUUGAAGAUCAUCGAGCUCUCUUUUUCGUUUGCAUCUUUCACAGUGUUGGGCCGAUGCUUUGAGCAGAGGAGAGGAAGCCCGAUAGGCAAUCAGUUGUCACCAAGUUUGUGCAACAUCGCCGUUUGCAUGGAGAUUGGUGAUGCCCACCUUUUACAGGCCUCCAGUAAUGCUCGAAGCAUGUGA